Molecule: messenger RNA, 2423 nt
Organism: Linum tenue
Lineage: Eukaryota; Viridiplantae; Streptophyta; Magnoliopsida; Malpighiales; Linaceae
Source: the annotation of a GenBank genome assembly
CUCCUCUGUUUCGCUCUGUUUUCCUGUUCCAAUUCUCUCACCAUUGCAUAUGUUUCAAAGGUUGUCCUUUUAUCAUGAUUUCCACCUCCCCACGCCGUCCUGCGUAGUGGGUUCAGGUGAUUUUAUUUGUUAAUGUAUGAUGGAUGGAGUAAUUUGCUCUGAUGCAAAGAUGGACACCACCGUCGCCAGCACGACUGCAAGCACUUGCCGGCCGCCGCAAGUCGAUGGCGGUCAUAACCAACUUCACCACAGGCGCUCUAGGAGUGCCUCUGAGAAGAACGUGGAAGUACAGAGAAUUCUGCAAUCCAAGAUGAGGAACAAGGAUCACCAAACCGAAAUGCAAAUGAUGUCAUCAUCACCAGCAUGGGCAAGAAGGAGCCAUGUGGCCGUGCAAAGCCCUCUGCGUGAAUUUUCUAGCAGGAAUGACCCUUCGAACCACAGAGCCUCCCUAGAGAAAGAUGUUGAGCUUCUCCAGUUAAGGCUGCAGGAAGAAAGAUCAAUGCGUUUGAUGCUUGAACGAGCCAUGGGCCGUGCUUCCAGUACUUUGUCUCCUGGCCACAGGCAUUUUGCUUCUCAGACGAAGGAGUUGAUUGCGGAGAUCGAGUUGCUAGAACAAGAGGUAACAAACCGCGAGCAGCACGUGCUAACGUUGUACAGAACCAUAUUCGAUCAGUGCGUGACUAGUACUAGUAGGGCGACUUCACAGCAAAGCUCCAAUGUGGCUUCUCCUUCCCAUCCUCCUCCUCCUGCUCCUGCAAAGCAUUUGUCCUCUCCAUCGUCCAAUCAUAAUAAGAAACAUCCAAGGAUCAUCUCAAGUGCUUUCUGUUCUUCCAAGUUGUUCCCUUUGAGACCUCUGCAGUCACUUGUUUCCAUCAAUGGUGGCGGUGAAUCGGGGAAGAGACCAUCAAGUAGGGCAAAUGUUGGUGCUAGCACGUUGUUUGGUAGGAAAGAUAAUCGGCUACACAAGUCCUGCUCCAGCCAAGUUAAGGUUCAUCAAAGGGGUGCAGCAUCAACACUAGUGGAAAGAUCAGUGUCAAUUCAGCAGAAGACUCUGAAGGAUCAUCUCGACCAAUGUCCAAGCAAGCUCUCCGAGGAGAUGGUGAAGUGCAUGGCUGCAGUGUACUGCUGGCUCUGCAGCAGCUCGACGCCAGCUGGCGCGAACCCAUCUGUCAAAGGCAGGUCGCCUCUGUUGUCGAGGUCGUCCACCAAUGUCGUGCUUCCAAGGCGAGGAAACAACGUUGUUAACGGAGAGCAGAUCAGCCAAGAGGAAGAAGAUUGGUCGUGCAAAUCGACUGUGGAAGUUUGUUGGAUCUCGACUGAUAAAAGCCGCUACUCUUGUGCAUCCUAUGCCAUUGACCACUACAGGGUUCUAGUGGAACAGCUGGAAACAGUGACAGUAACCCAGAUGGGACACGAUGCUCAAGUUGCAUUCUGGAUCAACGUCUACAAUUCCCUUGUGAUGCAUGCAUAUUUGGCCUAUGGCAUCCCCCACAGCUCCCUGAGGAGGUUAGCUCUGUUUCACAAGGUACUUCAACUUACUUUGCCUUAUGCCAUUGUGCAGGCUGCUUACAACAUAGGUGGCCACAUCAUAAGCGCAAAUUCCAUUGAGCACUCCAUCUUCUGCUUCCGGACACCUCGUGUUGGGAAGUGGCUUGAGACCAUUCUCUCGACGGCGCUGCGGAAGAAAUCAAGCGAAGAAAGGCAACUCCUUUCUUCCAAAUUCGGCCUCUCAAUUCCUCUGCCGCUAGCCUGCUUCGCCCUCUGCACCGGCACAUUCUCCGACCCCGUGCUGAAGGUGUACACGUCAUCCAACGUCAAAGAAGAGCUGGAAGCUGCAAAGAAGGAGUUCCUGCAAUCGAACGUCGUAGUGAAGAAGUCGAAGAAGGUGUUCCUCCCGAAACUGCUCGAGCGGUUCGCGAAGGAAGCUUCGAUGACGAUGAGCUCCGACGACGACGACGAUCUGAUCAAGUGGGUGGUGAAAAAUGUCGACAAGAAGCUCGGAGAUUCGAUUGAGAAGUGCGCCGGUGACCGGAAAUUGGGGAAGAAGCAGGCGUCGAAGGUCGUAGUAGUGGAGUGGUUGCCUUAUAGUUCUAGAUUCCGGUACGUGUUCUCCAAAGACUUGACUGAAAAGCCAUGGUGGGUAUGAGAACAAAUUAAACAAGAAAGAUUGGAGAAGUAUUCCUCUGUACAUAUGCAAUGUCAUGCUCUUUCUCCCAACGUUGAAUCUUAAGAGUUUCAUCUUGUGGUUUAGAAAUGCGCACGGACGGUCGGAUCGCGGAGCACAAAUUUGCAAUCGUUCGAAAUUUGUCGAAAUCGUAGAAUGGCUUGUUUGGAACAACAAAUGAUGUUCUUUAAUGAUGAAGACGGAUGCAAUUUCGAAGAUCUUGAAAAUUUAUGCAAAAUAAUAUUUUUUUUUUGUUAGA